CCCAUCAAACCCUCCCCCUGCGCUGUGGGUGUGGUGGGAGGGGAGGACUUCGGUACAAAAACAGGGCAGCGGUGAGAGCUGACCCACCCACCAGCCAGGGCCAGGAAGGUAGUAGCUCCUGACUCUCAGCCUGCCGCUUUCCAGCUCCUCGUAUCCAGAUCCUUAAUCUGCUCACAGUCAUGGGUCAGCUUUUCUCUGCUACGUCUCAUGAUGAACAACACCAGGAUUUGGCCUCCAGCUUUAGUGCAUAUUUUAAGAAUGUCAGCGUGGGAAGCAACAUCAUCUCUCAGGAAACCAUAGAAUUGAUCGAGUUACACUUGAAAAAAGGAAACAUUCAGGCGGCAAACUCUGUAAUAAGUGCUGUGUUAAAAGAAAUUGAUAAUGCCCCACUCAGCAUUGCUGUGACAGGGGAGACUGGAGCAGGAAAGUCCAGUUUCAUCAAUGCCCUGAGAGGACUUGGACCUGAAGACGAAGGUGCGGCUCCCACUGGAGCGGUGGAGACCACCAUGGAGAGGAUUCCAUACACACACCCAAAGUUUCCCUGUGUGACACUAUGGGACCUGCCUGGCAUUGGAACCAGGAAUUUCAAGCCAAAAGAUUUUUUGCACAAUGUAAAAUUUGGCGAAUAUGACUUCUUUAUUAUUGUUUCUGCUACACGCUUCACAAAAACUGACAUAGACCUGGCCAAAAUGAUCAAAACCAUGAAGAAGAAUUUUUACUUUGUGAGAUCCAAGGUGGAUAUUGAUUUAAGAAAUGAACAGGAGAGUAAACCAAAAUCCUUUACGGAAGAGGGAGUCCUGCAGCAGAUCAGAAACAACUGUCGUUAUAUUUUCAAGGAGAAUAAGAUUGAUGAAGCACCAGUCUUCUUAAUCUCCAACAGAGAUUUAUCAGCAUAUGAUUUCCCAAUCCUGAUUGACACCCUAUUAAAGGAUCUCCCUGCUGAAAAGCACCACAUUUUUCUGCUUUCCCUGCCCAAUAUUACUGAUGCAGCCAUUGAAAGUAAGAGGGAUUCUUUGAAGCAGUGUAUUUGGCUAGAAGCCUUGAAGGCUGGAGCAUGGGCUACGUUGCCUAUGGUGGGCAUCAUCAGUGACAGAGAUGUGGAGAAGCUCAAGGGGAUCUUAAAUGACUAUCGAGUCCACUUUGGAGUGGACGAUAAAUCCUUGCAACAUUUAGCUAAUGAUUUGAAGGUACCUGUGGAGCAACUUAAGGCAAGCCUUAAAUCUCCAGGUUUAUUGGAAAAUAAGGAAAAAUCAAUAAGUGAAAUACUUUUGGGAUAUUUAGAGAAGUUCUGUUCAGCUAAUGGAGGUCUCCUUGCUACAGGUCUUUACUUUAGGAAAAACUACUACUUGCAAUUUCAUUUCCUUGACACAGUGACCCAUGAUGCCAAAGUUCUCCUUAAAGAGACAUAUUCAAAAAAAAGUUUGAUUUCCCAGUAGAAUAAAUCCAAUGGAUGUUGAAAUCCAAAAUUCAUCAGGGAAAAAUAUCACAGCAGAUGUCCCUGAACAAUAUAAUGAGUUUCUCUAGCCAUCAGUUCAUACUUACAGACUGCAUAUCCCUGUAGCUGGACCUGAGGCAUGGACUAUAUUUGUAUAGGUUCUCAUAAGCAAAGAGCUAAAUACCCCUCACUCACACUCCCAGUAAAUCACUACAUCAGAUGAUUUUGGUUUUGUCAUAAAUUUGUUUAAUAUAGUUGCCACCUUGGUAUCUGUUUUUAAGCCCGAUAUAAAUUGUUUAAAAUCCUGCCCUCUUACCUGCACCCUAGUUAAAAUUCCCAUAUAGAUACAACCUCUGGUUGUAUAACUUGCUUUUCCCUCAUCUCACUGACCCAAGUCCAAUACAACCCAUAGCUGUUGUCCACAAUGCCCACUAGGGUGUGGGGG
Microcebus murinus (gray mouse lemur) is the source of this 1880-nucleotide messenger RNA. Lineage: Eukaryota; Metazoa; Chordata; Mammalia; Primates; Cheirogaleidae. The record is from RefSeq and is a predicted model, not a curated record.